Geosmithia morbida is the source of this 2070-nucleotide messenger RNA. RefSeq names its product DNA repair exonuclease SbcCD ATPase subunit. NCBI's taxonomy places the organism in Eukaryota, Fungi, Ascomycota, Sordariomycetes, Hypocreales, Bionectriaceae. Bases 1 to 2070 code for a protein of 689 amino acids. The transcript has 2 exons. The record is from RefSeq and is a predicted model, not a curated record.
AUGUCAUCAACGACGGGGCCCAAGAAACCUGCGUCGGGGGGUGUAGGACGUGUGGCCAACUCUGAACCAGGCGGUCGGUCACCCAGCCCCUCGCUCUCGCGCAGCAGCUCCCAGCGAUCCACGAGUACGACGACGGGUACAGCACCGGCUGGCGGUCACGCUCGGACACGGUCGACCCGCACAGGGACGCCGGUGUCGGCCCGCGCCGCCCUUCAGCGUCGGGACACGAUCAGCAUGAGCAACGCCGAGUCGGACGCCAGGGCUGAGGCUGCCUCGGCCGUCGAGGACCUCCAGCAGCGUCUAGAGAAGGAGGAGAAGCUGUCGGAGCAGUACAGGAAGCAGAACGACGUGCUGCAGUCGAAGCUCGAGGAGGCCAUCAAGGACUCAGGCAAGAUGGAGGAGAGGACGCACGAGCUCGAGGAGCUGGUCGAGUCGCUCAAGAACGAGAAGCGCGAGGCCACCCGCCAGAUCCGGGAGAUGGAAACCAUCUACGAGGCAGAGAAGAGCUCCAUCCUCAAGGAGAAGGAGGAGAUGACCAAUCGAGAGGAGGAGAUGCAGACCGUCAUCCAGCGUCUCAAGGACAGCCUCAGCCAGCGCAACAACAAUAAUACUGACGACGAGAGUCGUACUUCUAGACAAGCCAACUCGUCGUCCCCCUCGUUUGACGGCAACAGCUUCGCCCCUCCGUCGUCCCUCCAGCGCAGCGAUUCCCGCAACAACUCCAAGCUCAUCCUCCAAAAGGACAAGCUCAUCGAGUCACUCCGUCUGGAACUAGCCGAAGCGCAGAUCAAGCUGGUCGAGUCAGAGAACCAGGGCGGCGGCCGCCUACAGGAGGUGGAGCGGCUUCUCAUGGAGGCCCGCAUGGCUAACGCGCGUCUGAUGGAGGACAACGAGAGCUACCAGCUUCUCCUUCAGGAGAGGACGCUCAAGGGCGACUUUGGGCAAAACGACUUCAGCUACAUGGGCAGCAACGCCAACCAAGACGCCCUCGAUGCGCUGGAGGGCAAAGGUGCCGGCAACGGCGGCGGCGGCGGUUCCAGCCUGGCAGACGAGCUCGACGAGGCGGCCGACGACACCAUCAUCUCGACAGCAACUGCGGACGUUGCGGGCGUUGGCGCCGGCGGGGCCGGCGGGGCCGGUGCUUCUGGCGAAGCGGAGCGACGACUGGAGGCGGAGCUCAAGUCUAUGAAGGAGCAGAACAAGGCACUCACUCUGUACAUCAACAAGAUCAUCGAGCGUCUCCUGCAGCACCACGACUUCGAGUCUAUCCUCGAUCAGUCGGGCGACAUGAACCCACCCACGACGGGUGCAGGCGCGGCAGACACGAGCAAGGACCUGCCUCCGCCACCGCCCCCGUCGUCGGACAAGCCUCAGGCGGCGACAUCGUUCAUCCAGCGAGCCAAGUCGAUGGCGGGUGGAUCCAACCGGAUGUCCGCGGGCCCGCCGCCGCGUCCGAUGUCGUACAUACACUCGACGGCCAGCUCUGCACACACGGACCCAGACACGGCGCCCAGCAUCCCGAUCGGCAACCUGACGAGGUCAGCCAGCAAGCGCCACUCGCGGCCACGCAGCGAGCAGUACACGGGAUCCAGCAGCGGGGCCGUCAGCCUGGUGAGCCAGAUGUACAAAGGACCCGACGGGCCGACGUCGCCGACGCUGGGCAACCCGCGACACUCGCAGUCCUUCUUCGCGCCCGGCGUGCUCCCCAUCAACGGCGGCAACGCCAACUCGGCGGCGGCGGCGCGCGUGCCCAGCAGCAGCGGCAGCGUAAACGGCAGCCAGCACCAGCCGUCGUCAAGCGGCAACUUCCCGGGGAUGCGCAGCGAGACGUCCAGCGUCAGCGGAGACUCGGCGGGAGACCUGUCGACGCCGCCGUCGCAGUCGCCGCCCCGCUCUCACUCGGACAAGGGAACCACAUUCACCGGCGGAAAGCCCCGUCCUCUCAGGCUGGUGCAGGAAAACCCCGAGGUGGGCGGGGUCAAGGAGAACAAGAGGGCGAGCUGGAUAUCCGGAUGGAGCAACUGGGGUAAGAAGGAGGAAGGGUCAUCGGGUGACCCGAUUCCUGAGUAG